Molecule: messenger RNA, 2940 nt
Organism: Pocillopora damicornis (cauliflower coral)
Lineage: Eukaryota; Metazoa; Cnidaria; Anthozoa; Scleractinia; Pocilloporidae
Product: QRFP-like peptide receptor
Biological process (GO): G protein-coupled receptor signaling pathway
Cellular component (GO): membrane
Molecular function (GO): G protein-coupled receptor activity
Source: RefSeq, a predicted model, not a curated record
UAAUGCUAAUAUUUUACAUAGUCAUUUGAUAGCAGAUUCCCGUUAAUAAAGGAUUACAUUUCCUCAUCCAGUGACUGAAACUCGGCAUGGAAGUCAGAUAAAGAAUUGAUAUUGCACUCCAGCUGGUUAGUUUCUCAUUCUUUUUUCAUUUUCUUGAGGAAAAAGACCAAGCUAUUUUUUUUUAGGAUCUUAAAUAACGCUGUUCAUACUUUGGCCUCGUCUUGCCUGUAAUUUACUCUCAAAGGUGACAAGCCUCGGCUUUUACAAAAGGCGAAAUAUUAUUCCUUUUCACAUGCAAAUGAUCUUUAAAAAAAACACUCAAUACUCUUGAAUUGCCUGCAAGCUAAAUUAUUGUCCUGUUACCAACGCCAAGGUUCUCAUUAGUGUUAUUUCGGCAAAGUUAGUUUUUGUUAAAAGCUUCCGUAACUGAGAUCAGGAUUAAUUGAUUUCUGUUUCACCUAGGCAAUAAUGACUUGUGUUAUCCAUUGAAAAAAAAACUAUUACACUCGCUUACUUUCAAUAUCUGUUCAUGCCUAAGAAAAUUAUAUCAAUAGGAAAUUGUCGCAGAUGGAACGUUAUUCUUGACAGUUGACACAGUUUUACCGAUCAGAAUGUUUCAUUCCAAAACGAACUCGUGACAUACAUUUACCACAGUCCUGGCUUUUCAUUCCCCUGAAGAUCUUUUUGUCGGUUGGAUCAAGGAAUUUGGAGCACUAACAAAGGAAGAAGCUUUGAAUAAGCAAGGAGCGAGUACGAGCAAAGCCACUCGUUUCAAGUAGUUUCUGAUCCCAAGCGGAAUUUAAUUUUUGGACAAUGACUCAACAGGUGAAAAUGGCUUCUGAUAUCGACUCGGUCGAAGAACUGCUUCGAAAAUGUCCAGAUAUCCAUGCUCAAUUCAACUUCACAGCACUAAGAGAGCUCAAUAACUCCAAUAAAGUGUUACCCUGUCUUUUGGGUAAUUUUUCCCUUUGUUUAAACCUCUUGGAUAAGGCAAGUACCAGCCCGCCGAAGGCAAGGACGACGAACGUGUUGCCAUAUAAUCUACCUGUUCUCAUUACGUACUUUGUACUAGUUGCAGUAUUCGGUUUGAUUGUCAACUUGUGUGUAAUUGGUACAAUUUGCCGCGUUCGUAGACUGUGGACGAUUACAAACGCAUUUGUCUUAUCUCUGGCUAUGGCCGACUUCUUCAUGGCCAGUGUCCUUGUUCCGUUGAAUAUCUGGUGCCAGUAUUACCCCGGUCAAAACGCCUCCACAGCUAAGGACACGUUGUUUCCGUUAUUAGGCGCUGCGUCACUUCUCAACCUGGCCGGCGUUACGCUGGAACGCUUCAUGUCCAUUUCAUACCCGUUUAGGUACGACGCGUUCCUGAAUCGUUUUCGCGCCACAGUCAUCAUUGCUGCCAUAUGGCUGGUAUCGAUAUUCCAGGCCCUCCUCAUCUUUGCUUUUAAAGACGAAAAUGGUAGAACUCCAAAACUUUACGAAGUCCUGCGAUUCGCCCUGGUGUUCGGUCUACCAUGUUUGUGUAUCUUGCUGGUAAACAUAAAAAUUUACUACGUAGCACGGCAGCAUGCGAGACAAAUCAAUGCAUCGAACCCAAACGGGCAAAGCGGCACAAGAAGCUCGAACCGAUCGUUCAUAAAAAAGCUCAAGACAGUUAAAAUCAUUGCUCUACUUGUCGGUACGUUCAUGGUGACUUGGUUGCCCUACUUUUGUUUGUCGAUAUAUGAGCUUCACACAGCUGACGAGAAAAAAACAAGCGGCUUGACGCUGGCUUUGCAGGUAGCAGAAGCGUCAGCGUGCGGAACUGCCCUGUUCAACCCGUUACUUUAUGGACUGCUACGGAAAGACGUGCGCGAGGCGAUAUUGAAAGGACUCAAGUGUGAAAAUGUGCAUCAGACUGAACUCCAAAGUUUUUCUUACAGCCUUCGUGCGGAGCAAACACGGUAAGAUCAGGAAAAUGCGAAAAUAGCCACAAACAUGGAACUCUUAGUUGGGUCGUGAAAAUUUGAAGGAAUACAAAUUUCAAAGAGUAUCACAACCCCCUUAAACUUAUCCGAGUGUGACCUUUUCGUAAAUUGUGUGGCUUAAAAAAGUCGAUAAAAGAAAGCAAUCAAAAUUGGUUUGCACUAAGACAGUUAGGAAAAUUGGUCGGUUCCGACUUGUAUUUAACCAAUUAUUAGAACUAAAACGUUUACUACCAAAAUUUUGAACGAGAAACCUGCAACGAAUUAUUGCAACUUUAACAUUUUGUGUGCUGAUAAUUUUUCGGUUUAGCCUUUAAGCGGAUAAUCCCAUCCAGCGUAUGCAGAUUUCUGUUUGCUCGUUACUAAAAAUUUUCUAUAAAAGCAGCAAAAGAUCUCCUUUGUUGCUGAGUAAAUUACCAAUACAAUAAUGAAAUCUCUAGAUCGCUGGCUCCAAACAUUUGUUAAUCGAUCGACAGAAAUGCGUCGAAUUACGUCCAUCGAUAAAAUAUCUCAGGCUUAACUGAGUUUUGUUAAGAAAAAUAAAUGUCAGUUUCAAUAUUGUGAUAUGUUUAACUGCCGGACUUUUCAUUGCAUCACAUGCCAGAGGAAAAAAAAAACAUUUCUUUUUUUAUUCAAGAUCACUGAUAGAUAAAACAUUUGUAGGUUUGAUGUAAAAUCUACUUAACGAUGCAAAAUGAUAAAUUAAGGUAGAUUAAGGCUUGUAAAUAAGUGAAUCAUGUUGUGCCGUGGGACUUAUCUGUGAUGUAAUUAAUACCCUGCAUUAAUGCUAGAUGAAAACACUUUCAAGCCGACGAAAUGUGUUUUAUGUGUUUUAUUGUCAAUAAAAGGGUAGUAUUAAUAUAUCUUGAUUGUGAGCAAAGUGUUAACGAUUAUCUACAAUCAGACGAAAAAAAUCCAGUUAUUCCAAAACGAUGAAGGAACGAAGAAUUACAACCUAGAGCUUGCUGAAAUGGAA